Messenger RNA from Anoplophora glabripennis (Asian longhorned beetle), 1917 nucleotides. RefSeq names its product methionine--tRNA ligase, mitochondrial (gene MetRS-m). The transcript is spliced from 7 exons. Bases 188 to 1861 code for a protein of 557 amino acids. Gene Ontology annotation, biological process: methionyl-tRNA aminoacylation. Gene Ontology annotation, molecular function: methionine-tRNA ligase activity; ATP binding. The record is from RefSeq and is a predicted model, not a curated record. Lineage: Eukaryota; Metazoa; Arthropoda; Insecta; Coleoptera; Cerambycidae.
UUCAAGUAGUUCAAUUAUUUUAAGUGUGUAAAUUGUAAAUAUUAUUUAUUUUCUCAUAGGUAUGUUUCAUUUAAAUAUUUAAACACACAUUUAUGUGAUCUAAAUCUUUUCUUCAUGAGACUUAUUAAAAUUUUGUGUGUAAAGUUGUGUAUUUCUUGUUUAAAAAUAUGACUUCAAAGUGAAUAAUAUGUGCUCCAGAACACUAUUUUUAUGUCGACACUACAGCAGCCAAGCAAAAUCUGUUGCUUAUUACACUACUCCAAUUUAUUAUGUAAAUGCUAAUCCCCAUAUCGGGCACCUUUAUAGUUCGUUAAUUGCGGAUGCCUCCCAGAGAUGGCACAAUGUUGCUAAUAAAGGCUGCAUUAUUAAAUUUUCAACUGGAACUGAUGAACACGGUUCUAAAAUCCAACAAGCGGCUGAGACAAACAAUUCAUCACCCCCUGAUUAUUGCAGUAAUAUUUCCAAACGAUAUAAAGCUCUAGCUGAACGCUUUAACAUAGCAUGUACGGAUUUUAUUAGAACAACAGAAGAAACUCACAAGAACACUGUUCAAAACUUCUGGAAUGUUUUGAACAAAAAUGGCCACAUAUAUUCUUCCACUUAUUCCGGAUGGUAUUGCGUUUCCGACGAAAGUUUUUUAACAGAUUCUCAGUUGAAAGAGACCGUAGGGGCCGAUGGGCGUAAGAUAAUGGUGUCUUCCGAAAGCGGCCAUCCAGUAGAAUGGACAGAAGAGCCCAAUUAUAUGUUUAAGCUCCAUUCCUUCAGAGAAGAACUCAUAUAUUGGCUUACCAGGGACGAGAAAAUCAUCCGUCCGAAAAAAUUUCAGAAGAUCUUAUUGGACCUGAUAUGCAACGGCGAUCUGCCGGACGUUUCAAUCUCUAGGCCAUCCUCUCGGGUGCACUGGGGCAUUCGAGUGCCCGGCGACGAUGCCCAAACCGUUUACGUCUGGUUGGACGCCCUCGUCAACUAUUUAACCGUGGCUGGUUACUCGCUGGACCCCUCGGAGUUUCAAAAAGUUUGGCCGCCAGAUGUGCAGGUUAUCGGGAAGGAUAUUUUGAAAUUCCACGGCGUCUACUGGCCGGCCUUCUUGAUGGCGGCUAAUCUGGAGCCCCCCAGGUCCAUCCUCUGCCAUUCUCACUGGACGGUGGACGGGGAGAAGAUGUCCAAGUCCAAGAACAACGUGGUGUGCCCGUUCGACCGUUCCGGCGUCUACACGAGCGACGGGUUGAGGUACUUCUUGCUGAGGGAGGGCGUCGCGCAUAGCGACGGAAAUUACAGCGACACGAAGGUGAUCCGCAUCCUGAAUUCAGAACUGGCCGACACCUUGGGCAACUUGCUGAGUCGCUGUUGCGGCGCCGCUCUUAAUCCUGACCAAACAGUCCCGAGGAUGGAGGUCGAGGCCCUCGAGUCCGUCGCCGCCUUGGAUGUGACCAAGAGAUUGAUCGAAAGCGUCGAGAAGUUGCCAGAUGUUUGUAGAGGGCACUACGAAGAUUUCAACUUCUACCGGGUGGCUGACUCGAUCAUCUCUACACUACACUCUGCCAACCUAUUUUUUGAAACUUUAAAGCCGUGGGAACUGAAAAAAAAUCCACAGACCUCGAAAGAGUUGGACGUAGUCCUUCAUCUCACCAUGGAAACGCUGAGAGUGGCCGCUAUUUUAUUGCAACCCAUCAUUCCGAAUAUUUCCGGCGAUUUGUUGGAUAAAAUAAACGUCGAGAAGCACCAGAGGCAUUUCGAGGACGUAAAAGAUUUUUCUUGGACGAAUAGAGAAUUUAAAGAGAGAAAGUUGGGGCUCGAAAAAAUUGUUUUAUUUAAAAGGAUUUUGUCGGACGGAGACAAGAGGGCCAAGGCUAACAAAUGAAUGUUUUCCUUUUCUUGAUGUAAGUGUUCUGAAAAAUAAAGUUUGAUUUUAUUUUC